GCCGGCGCUCACUGCCUGGCCGAAGCCGGUGGGCACCGUGCCCGUUCCUGUCGGUCUCCCGGGUGCCCGGGCACCCGGCCACCGCCCCAGCCCCUCCCCCACGGUAUGGAGCCAGGGCUGGCGGCUCAGAAGCCGCCGCGGAGGCGAAGCCGCCGGGCCUCCGGACUCCCUAAGGAUGGCGCCGAGGGUCCCGCGGUGGACGCCUCCGGGCCGGGGCCGGAGGGGAGAUACCCACUUCGGAGAGGUAGUUCCUUCACAUUUUUAACACCUGGCCCCCACUGGGAUUUGAGUUUGAAAAGAAAACGAAAAGAGAAAGAUGAUGAUGUUAUAAGCCUUAGCAGCCUUGAUCUGAAGGAGCCAAGCAAUAAAAGAGUUCGACCUCUAGCUCGGGUCACAUCCUUGGCAAACUUAAUCUCUCCUGUAAGAAAUGGAGCUGUCAGACGUUUUGGCCAAACAAUACAGUCAUUUACCCUUCGAGGCGAGCACCGAUCCCCAGCCUCUGCCCAGAAGCCAUUCAGCAGGUCGACAGUCCCCACACCUACCAAGAGAAGAAGCAGUGUGCUGUGGUCAGAGAUGUUAGACAUCACCAUGAAGGAAUCUUUAACCGCCAGAGAAAUCAAACGUCAGGAGGCAAUAUAUGAAAUGUCUCGAGGUGAACAGGAUUUAAUUGAGGACCUCAAGCUUGCAAGAAAGGCCUACCAUGACCCCAUGUUAAAGUUGUCUAUCAUGUCAGAAGAGGAACUCACGCACAUAUUUGGUGAUCUGGAUGCUUAUAUACCUCUGCAUGAAGAUUUGUUGGCAAGAAUAGGAGAAGCAACCAAGCCCGACGGGACAGUGGAGCAGAUUGGCCACAUCCUUGUGAACUGGUUACCAGGCUUGAAUGCUUACAGAGGCUAUUGUAGCAACCAGCUGGCAGCCAAAGCUCUUCUUGAUCAAAAGAAACAGGAUCCAAGAGUUCAAGACUUCCUACAGCGAUGUCUUGAGUCUCCCUUCAGUCGAAAACUAGAUCUUUGGAGUUUCCUAGAUAUCCCUCGAAGUCGCCUAGUCAAGUACCCUUUACUGUUAAAAGAAAUUCUUAGACACACUCCCAAAGAUCACACUGAUGUUCAGCUUCUGGAGGAGGCAGUAUUGAUAAUACAAGGUGUUCUCUCUGAUAUCAACUUGAAGAAAGGUGAAUCUGAGUGUCAGUAUUACAUUGACAAGCUGGAGUAUCUGGAUGAGAAGCAGAAAGACCCUAGGAUCGAAGCAAGUAAGGUGCUCUUGUGCCAUGGGGAGCUGAAGAAUAAAAAUGGACAUAAACUUUAUGUUUUCCUGUUUCAAGACAUCUUGGUUUUGACUCGGCCUGUUACAAGGAAUGAGCGUCACUCAUACCAGGUUUACCGGCAGCCAAUCCCAGUCCGGGAGCUGGUACUGGAAGACCUGCAAGAUGGCGACGUGCGCAUGGGCGGUUCCUUCCGAGGGGCCUUUGGCAACUCAGAUAAAGCUAAAAACAUCUUCAGAGUUCGCUUCCAAGACCCCUCUCCUGGCCAGUCAUACACUCUCCAGGCCAAUGACGUGUUCCAUAAGCAACAGUGGUUCAACUGCAUCCGCACCGCCAUUGCCCCUUUCCAGCAUGCCGCCACUUCGCCAGAGCUGGAGGGCUUGCCGGAGCUCCAUGAGGAGUGUGAGGAGAACAACCCUUCUGCCGGGAACCUGGGAGCCCAGAGAAGGGCAUCUGUGGUUCCUGGUGUGAUGCAGGCAGAAGGGGAGGAAAGCAAACUGGAAUGUGGCUCCAGCGUGCAGGCGGCAAGUGGCUCUAAGCGUGUCAAGGCACACCGCACCCAGCCUGGGUUUCGCCGAGCCAGGGACAAAGCCCAGACAGGUGGCAAACGGAAAGAGACUUUGGUGUAAAGGAAACUGUAUUCACUGGCGGAAAGACUGUUUAUUUAUAAAUGUGUACAGAUUUCUCUUGCAGUGGGAGCAUUGUAGGGUUACUUUGUACCAGCUGUAACAUGUUCAUGGAUUGGGGUUGGGGUAUUUUUGUUUUGUUUUGUUUUGUGGGGUUUACUGGGGAUUUUUGUUUUUUAUGUGUUUUGGUUUUUUGUUUGUUUUUUUUUUUUUAAUGGCAGCUAAAGAUGCACAGAUUACUGUUAAAAUUGCAGAGGGGGAUUAACCUUUUUUAAAGAUAUUUUCUUAGAUUAUUAAGAACAUGAAAGAAAGAUUGGUAUUUUUAAAUUAAAUCAAAUGGGUUAUCUCCUAAUUCUGGACUCAUCAUGAGACUAUCCAUCAACACUUAGAAUUUUGCAAAUAGUAGAAUUCUGCUGGUGAUCUUGAAUAUACAAGUUUGAAUUGAAGUUUUGACAUUGGCACCUAAAAUCUACACAGAAUACAUUUACAAUAUUUCAAAU
Messenger RNA from Dipodomys ordii (Ord's kangaroo rat), 2387 nucleotides. It is a transcript of the gene Net1, whose product is annotated as neuroepithelial cell transforming 1. NCBI's taxonomy places the organism in Eukaryota, Metazoa, Chordata, Mammalia, Rodentia, Heteromyidae. The record is from RefSeq and is a predicted model, not a curated record. The coding region runs from base 106 to 1890 and encodes 594 amino acids. The transcript has 12 exons. Gene Ontology annotation, biological process: intracellular signal transduction; positive regulation of Rho protein signal transduction. Gene Ontology annotation, molecular function: guanyl-nucleotide exchange factor activity.